Gambusia affinis (western mosquitofish) is the source of this 5042-nucleotide messenger RNA. RefSeq names its product carboxypeptidase M (gene cpm). Gene Ontology annotation, cellular component: cell surface. The transcript has 10 exons. The coding region runs from base 115 to 1479 and encodes 454 amino acids. Gene Ontology annotation, molecular function: metallocarboxypeptidase activity; zinc ion binding. Gene Ontology annotation, biological process: proteolysis. Lineage: Eukaryota; Metazoa; Chordata; Actinopteri; Cyprinodontiformes; Poeciliidae. The record is from RefSeq and is a predicted model, not a curated record.
UGAUGAAUGAGUAACGCUCUCUUGCAGAUGCGGCUCCACGUCAGUCUGCCGGUGUCGGCGUGUCGCUGAGCCCCGCGGGGAGACGGCCGGAGGCGGACAGGUGACGCUGCAGGGAUGUCUUCAUCCCUCUUCUUCCUCCUCUCCCUUCUCGUCCCCACCCUGAUGUUGGAGUUUCGUUACCAUGACAACAGCGAAAUCGAGCAGUACCUGGUCCAGGUCAACGCCGACAACCCCAGCAUCACACACCUGUACAGCAUCGGCAAGUCAGUGAAAGGUCAGCAGCUGUGGGUUUUGGCUCUGGGUCUUCGUCCUCACCGCCACACCGUCGGCGUCCCGGAGUUCAAAUAUGUGGCCAACAUGCAUGGAAAUGAGGUUCUGGGUCGCGUUCUCCUCCUCCAGCUGAUCGCUGAGCUGGUCCGCGGUUACCGUGACAACGAGACCUGGUCGCUGCAGCUGCUGAACAGCACGCGCAUCCACAUCCUGCCGACCCUGAACCCGGACGGCUUCGACGAGGCCGACACAAACUGCCUGCUCAGCCAGGGCAGGCUAAACCAUAACGGCGUCGAUCUGAAUCGGGGAUUUCCUGACGCUUUCGCUGGUCUUCGAAAGCAGCAGGAUCUGAAUGAGGAGCAGAGGGAAGCUGAGGUGAGAGCUGUGAUUGGUUGGCUGCAAAGCGAAACUUUUGUUCUCUCUGCCAACCUUCAUGGAGGCGCCAUGGUGGCCAGUUAUCCUUACGACAACGGCGACCAAGGUUCUGUUUGGAUGGUCGAGCCCAGCAUCUCGCCUGAUGACGACGUGUUCGUCCACCUGGCUAAGGUUUACUCAUACAACCACGCCUCCAUGCACAAGGGGAACCUCUGCGGCGACAGCGGACCUUUCCAGGACGGCAUCACUAAUGGCUACAACUGGUACAAGCUGGAAGGUGGGAUGCAGGACUACAACUACGUUUGGGCUCAGUGUUUGGAGCUGACGCUGGAGCUUUCCUGCUGCAAGUUUCCUCAACCCAAAGAGCUUCCUGCCCUGUGGAUGGACAACAAAAAGGCUCUGCUAGCUUACAUCCGGCAGGUCCACCUGGGGGUGAAAGGUCAAGUGUUUGAUGGUUGGGGGAUGCCGGUGCAGAACGCGGUGGUGGAGGUCGAGGGUCGCAGGAAUAUAUGUCCGUUCAGAACCAACCAGCAUGGAGAAUAUUACCGGCUGCUGUUGCCUGGAAUCUACACCUUCAAAGUGUCGUAUCCGGGUCACGAGGUUCUGACAGAAACGCUCAGCGUCCCGUACGAUCCAGAACAAUAUUCUGCAAUGAAGCACGACUUUAAGCUGCAACGCGUUGCCUCGGCAACGAUCAGUGAUCAAGCUGAGCCGACCCUGUCUUGUAAUUACUCAUUACUGCCUCAAGGUGGCGGCGCCGCGGCCGGAUCGGCCUGGUCCGGACUGACAGUUGGGUUCAGUUUAGUGACGGUGCUUCAGUCUCUGAUGGACUGAAUAACUCUGAACCAAACCGCGAAACCCGACCAAAACCAAACGAGGUCAGAGGUCAAUGAAGGUUGGCUUUACUGCUGCUGGUUUAUGUGCAGAGUGAAGGAAGAUGAGCUGCCAAGUGAAAACAAGGCUUUAGCAACAUCAAAGGCCAGGAAAAACAGAACAAAUUUCAACAAAUCAAAGAAAUGAUGGCUGGAUUCCAUCUAUCUGUUUCAGUAUGGAAGAAGAUUAGUGCCAAAGAAAAAAAAAAUUUAGAUUUUUUUUUUUUUAUCAGAAUUCUGUAAUAUUCUGGGAUCACAAAUCAGAAUUAUAAUUUUUAAAAAGUCAGAAUUCUGAGGUUAAGGUAAAGAUUAAAAAAUGUCGAGAAAAAAGUCAGAAUUUCUAAAUUUAAGUAAGAAUUAAAGUCAACAAUUUGAGGAAAAAAAUCAGAGUUCUGAGUCAGAAUUUUGAGGUUAAAGUCAAAAUUCUAAAAAAUUUUAAAGGCAGAAAAGUCCAAAUUUGUGGAAUUUUUACUUUUGUCAGAAUUCUGAUUUUUUACAUAUUUUUUUAAAGUCUGAGUUUUGGGAUUAAAGUCAGCAUUUUGAGAACAAAAGUGAAUUUAAAGUCAGUUUUUAGGCUAAAGUCAAAAUUAGCUGUUUUUUUUACCGGCCCUCACCCUCUUCUCUAGUUUAUUGUUAAAUUCAGUUAAACAGAAAUUGUUUUUGCAUUAAAAUGUAAAACAUAUUUAACUAAUUUUACGUUUUCCCAACCACUGAUACAUUUCUGAUGUUAGAACGUGUGUUUUAUUCAUGAAGAGUUUUUAUUAACAUUACUUCUGGAAAAAUUGCUUUUAAUUUUUUUUCUAAUGCACUAAUCAUUUAGCAUAGCUAAUGCUAAAGCUGAAAUAAGUUUGGUCAGAAUAAUUUCCAUAAUAAUUCACAUAACAUUAUACAAAUUUAUUAUUUAAUAUUUAUACUUGUUACAGUAUUUAUUAACUAAAUUCAAAAAUAGUUCUGCUAUGCUAACUGUUCAUGUUUCAAUCUUUUUAUAGACACGUAGUUGUUGGCAAAAUUUAUAUAUUUUAUAAUAUCUACAUUUAUUGUCUGUAUUUUAUUGCAAUUUAAUAAAAAGUCAUAUAAAGGUUAAUUGUAAUUUCUGAUUUCAGUGAAAAAUCUUUAAUUCUAGAUGUUUGAGGAUCGUAAGGCGGUAUCGUGGAAAGCUAGCUACAGUUAAAACAAAUAUUGCUGAUUGUUUUAUGGUCUUGGCUUUUCACAGAAAGCUACGUUUGUGAACUAACUGCAGGUUUUAAGGUUAUAUGAGUAACUAAAUCAAAUCAACUGCUGAAUAAACGUAACUAGACACAACUUUUAAUUCCAUAGAGAGAAAAUUAUGAGCUAACAGCUAAUUCAGGCUCGCUAGCAGCGUAAGGUUACCUACAGCGAGAAGGUUGAUGAAGGUUUUGCUAUAAUUAUUUUUCCAGAUUAUCCAGUUUUAUAAACCAACAUAUUUCUAUAGGUCAUUCAUCAUAAAAAUGAACUUUAUCGUAAUAAACUAGUUAUGAAAGUAACGAAGAAUCAGCUGUUAGCCAAAUAAAUAGUUAGCUAACAGUGUAGUUGUUUUUUUGUUUUUUUUUAUGGUAAUCUUAAUUUGAAGCAAUAUUUCAGCAUAUAUGUAAAUGAAGUCCAAGUCUAAAGCCAAAACUUUAAAUUGAUUAAUUCAAGAUGAUCUAUGAUGGUGUGUUAGGUUCCUUGCAGACGGAGAAAAGGAGCUAAAAAGAUUUUUAGCGUAAUCUCAGAAAUUUUCUGGAAUAAAUUUGGAAAUUUUUGAGUUUGAAAAAUUAGAAAUUUUCUAGAAAAAAAUAUGACAUUUUUAGAUUGAUUUCAGAAAUUGCCUGGAAAAAACCUGGAAAUUUCUGAGUUUCAAAAGUCAUAAAGUUUUGACUUUUAGAAAUCUGCAGUUGCCAAAGUCUAAUAUUUUCAACUUUUGAAUCUCAGAAAUUUCUUUUUUUUUUUUAACCUCAAAAUUUGGGGUGUUUUUUUUUCCAAGAAAAUUAUUGACUUAAGAAGCAUAGAAAUUUACUUAAUUUCUUUUUAUAAAAUGUAUUUUUUAAUUUUUUUGGCAGCAAUGUAGCCCUCCUCUUUCUUAUAUCUACAGUGGCUCUAGUAUAGUAUCUCAUAAGCAUCUCCAGUAACUAAAUUUGAAUUUAAAAUGCCACUGGGCGGCUGGGAAUUGUCAUAAUAGUUCAGUUUUUAUAUAAAAGCAUUUAUUUUUCUGUGUGUCUAAUUUAGACAGGUACAAAACUCCAACGUUACCCUGGGAGGUAAUUUUUAUAUUCCUGCUCCUCAGACAUGAAAAGGGUUUAAAUUAGUUUUUUCCUUUUCAGAAAACGUCAGGGAGGAAAAAUCCUCUGCCUCAGGACUUGGUGAAGUCUUUCCAACCUGAGAUUCACUCCAGUUAGUUGGAGUGUAAUUUUAUCUGUGUGGAAAAGCUUUUUAAAAUUAGCACUUGAAAGGAGAGAGAGCUGCUUUUAGAACGGCUGGGAUUAAAACCAGAGCAGAGCUUUCAGCACACAGAGAGGAAAACACCUAACUGGUUUAGUUCCCCUCACAAAUGAGUGUUUUCCAUCACUGUUGGGGAUUUUUUUAAACACUAAAUUGCAACAAAAAAGUAAAAAUAUAUUGUUUAGUUUGUAAAAUAGAUCAAAUGUGCAAUAAUAAGACACACUAAAAUGACUGAGUAUAAGAAAAAUACUUGAGAGCACCACCUGGUGGCCAAUCUUGGUAUCUGACUCUAAAUAAUUUCAUAAAAACAUAUAUUUUAAAAACUUUAACAUUUAUUUAGAGGUAGAGUUAAUCCACGUUUAAAACAGCUUCAAAAACUUUAUAUAAAUAUUAUUUUAUUAACUGUAACUGACAUACUCAAGUGUUUUCUUAAUACAUCAAAAGCAUUCUUUAUGACUUUAAAUCUUGUGUGAACGCUAGAACUUUAGGUGAGUCUUUACGUCAUUAAACAGAGGUUUAUCCGUAACAGCAGGACGUCUGUUUGUUGCUCCAACACAAAUCCCGUUUAAUUUAAUGUUUAAUUUAGGGAUUUAAACUGAGUUUAGGUGAAUUAAGGACGGAUUAGCGCUCCGGUUUUUAUCCCUGAAGUUCCUGGAUUGUGGGAACGGUUCAAACCUCAGGACAUGAUCAACUCUUCAACUGAAUCAGGAGGCAAAUAGUAAUCAUGGAUGUCAUAAAUCUUGUGGUAGCUGCUAGCUUAUUUGGCUCAGACUUAUUCUCACAACUUCAGGGUAAAACAGCGAUGUGACACUUCAAAUCUGACGUAUUUCUUGCCAUAUUUCAGGUUUUUCUACUUUUGUUACUGUUUAAUAUGGAAUUUUGCCUCAUAAAACCUUCUGUGCCGCGCUGGAUUGGGAGCGACUGCAGGAUUCAGUCGCUCCUCAGACAUCAGACCUCGGUAAAGCAGAUGCCUUUCAUGUUAUUAUUUUUUGUUUGUUUAUUUGCUGUGAAAAACUGAUGGAAAGCAAAAUGUGCUGAACCAGGUUGUGGAAGAUAUGAAUAAAAAAAACUGUGUGGGCAUCUUUA